UAUCAUCUCCUUGUCAAUCAUGCGCCUUCACAAAGUUUAUCAUCGUUUCUCUCUCAUUCCUCUCUCUCCUCCCUCCCUUCUUCACCAUCACCCUCUCAAGCCCCUUUCAUCCUCCUCCACUCCGUACUUUCUCUCUCUCAAACUCUCUCGUUCCUCGCCAAUCCACUCACAUUCCAAAAACGCUCUCAAGUCCAUUAGAAAAUCCAUGACCACCUCAACAAGAUUUCACAACCUUGUCCCCGUCAACGCCGAAGGCGGUGAUGGUGACGGUGGCGGUGGCGGUGCUACAAACGGUUCUCUUUCUUCUUCUUCUACUUCUAAUACUAAUACAGCUCAAGAUGAAGAAUCGGCAUUGGAUGGGGGAUAUCGUCUUCCUCCUCCAGAGAUUAGAGAUAUUGUUGAUGCUCCACCCCUGCCGGCAUUGUCAUUCUCACCUCAUAGGGAUAAAAUAUUAUUUCUUAAGCGGAGAUCUUUGCCUCCAUUGACAGAAUUAGCAAGACCAGAGGAAAAGCUUGCUGGUAUCCGGAUUGAUGGAAAAUGUAACACUCGGAGUCGGAUGUCAUUCUAUACUGGUAUUGGUAUCCACCAAUUAAUGCAUGAUGGUACACUUGGACCAGAGGUAGAGAUACAUGGCCUCCCAGAUGAUGCUAAAAUCAAUUUUGUUACCUGGUCAAAUGAUGGUCGGCACUUAUCGUUCAGCAUCCGAACCGACGAGGAAGGUGGUAGCAGUAAGCUUAGAGUAUGGGUUGCUGAUGUGGAAACAGGGAAAGCUAGACCUUUGUUCCAGUCACCAGAUAUCUAUCUAAAUGCAAUUUUUGACAAUUUUGUUUGGGUGGAUAACUCAACCCUCUUAGUUUGUGCCAUUCCCUUAUCUCGUGAAGACUUACCGCAGAAACCUUUAGUGCCCUGUGGUCCUAAGAUUCAGUCUAAUGAGCAGAAAAAUAUUGUUCAAGUUAGAACCUACCAAGAUCUGCUUAAGGAUGAAUAUGAUGAAGAUUUAUUCGAGUACUAUGCCACUACUCAACUUGUUUUGGCUUCUUUGGAUGGGACGGUGAAGGAACUUGGACCACCAGCUAUAUAUACAUCAGUGGAUCCCUCACCAGAUCAGAAAUACUUGUUAAUUACUUCAAUUCACAGGCCAUACUCUUUUAUUGUACCAUGUGGAAGAUUUCCAAAGAAGUUGGAUGUGUGGACAGCUGAUGGGAAAUUUGUUAGAGAAAUUUGUGAUUUGCCCCUUGCUGAGGACAUUCCCAUUGCAUUCAACAGUGUGCGAAAAGGGAUGCGCUCAAUCAACUGGAGAGCAGAUAAGCCUUCGACACUUUACUGGGUGGAGACACAAGAUGAUGGUGAUGCUAAAGUAGAGGUUUCUCCCCGUGACAUAAUUUAUACACAACCCGCUGAACUGCUUGAAGGUGAACAGCCAACAGUUCUACACAAACUUGAUCUUCGAUAUGGAGGAAUUUCUUGGUGUGAUGAUUCGCUGGCUCUAGUUUAUGAAUCCUGGUAUAAAACACGGCGAGUUAGGACCUGGGUUAUGUCUCCUGGAUCUGACGAUACAAGUCCACGCCUGCUAUUUGAUAGGUCGUCUGAGGAUGUGUAUUCUGAUCCUGGUUCUCCAAUGUUGCGGAGAACUACUGCUGGGACGUAUGUAAUUGCUAAGGUAAAGAAGGAAAAUGACGAAGGCACUUAUAUUUUACUAAACGGAAGUGGUGCAACGCCAGAUGGGAACAUCCCAUUCCUGGACUUGUUUGACAUAAACACAGAAGUUAAAGAACGAAUAUGGGAGAGUGACAGAGAAAAAUAUUAUGAGACUGUGGUUGCUUUAAUGUCUGAUGAGAAUGAAGGAGAAUUGAACAUUAAUCAGUUAAAAAUACUAACUUCCAAAGAAUCUAAAACUGAAAACACCCAAUAUUACAUACAGAGCUGGCCAAAUAAGAAAGCAUGUCAAAUUACCAAUUUUCCUCACCCGUACCCCCAGUUAGCAUCAUUACAGAAAGAGAUGAUUAGGUAUGAGCGGAAGGAUGGAGUUCAGCUUACUGCAUCACUGUACCUUCCACCAGGUUAUGAUUCCUCAAGAGAUGGGCCCUUACCGUGUCUGGUCUGGUCAUACCCUGGCGAAUUUAAAAGCAAAGAUACAGCUGGACAAGUUCGUGGUUCUCCUAAUGAGUUUGCAGGGAUAGGUCCAACAUCGCCCCUGCUUUGGUUGGCAAGGAGGUUUGCUAUCUUAUCCGGGCCAACAAUUCCUAUCAUUGGUGAGGGGGACGAAGAGGCAAAUGAUCGGUAUGUGGAGCAACUAGUUGCAAGUGCAGAGGCUGCAGUAGAGGAAAUUACCAAACGUGGAGUGGCUCAUCCGGACAAAAUUGCUGUUGGCGGUCAUUCCUAUGGAGCAUUCAUGACUGCAAACCUCCUAGCACAUGCCCCUCAUCUCUUCUCUUGCGGAGUUGCCCGCUCUGGGGCCUACAACAGAACACUUACACCUUUUGGCUUUCAGAACGAGGAUCGAACACUAUGGGAUGCCACUACUACUUAUGUUGAGAUGAGCCCUUUCAUGUCAGCCAAUAAAAUUAAGAAGCCUAUUUUGCUUAUCCAUGGAGAAGAAGACAAUAAUCCAGGAACCUUGACCAUGCAGUCAGAUCGGUUCUUUAAUGCAUUGAAAGGACAUGGUGCACUCUCUCGUCUAGUGAUUCUUCCAUUUGAGAGCCAUGGUUAUGCUGCCCGAGAAAGCAUAAUGCAUGUCCUUUGGGAGACUGAUAGGUGGCUGCAGAAUUAUUGUGUGUCAAAUACUUCUGAGGCAAAUGCAGAUCUUGAUGCAUGUAAAGAGAAUGCAAGCAAAGGAAAUAUAGAUGAUGAGGGCAAAGCAAUUAGUGCCACUGGAGGAGGAGUUUCGGAGCUGGCAAAUCUUGAGGAUGAAAGAUUUCACUACUCUACACGAAGGUCAUCAUUAUGAUUGGUGCUGAGAGGCAACGAUGUCAAAGCCACCGCCCUUCCUCGAUUUAAGCUUACAACAUCCAUGAUUGUUGCCUAAAAUAUUGUUCCGUACAUUUUGACUUGUGCUUCUGAUGGUCUUUUAGACCCCUAGUCUGUUAGAGAAUGUCUGGCACAAGUGAAGGAUAAAAAAGGGGGAAAAAAAAAAAAAAAAUCAUUUUAUAGAUUUUAUUAGGUGGGAUCCCCUGGGAUAUUUGGUCUGAUGCACUGAAUGUCUGAAUUUGCCCCCUUCUAGGUGGGUAAUGCCCAAAUUGUUGUACCUUGUACUUGAUUUACACAUAUAGUGUAGCCCCAACUAAGGAUAUUUCUCGAACAAUUGUGAGACAAGGUAGGUCGACAUCCUAAAAGAAUGAAUUAUAAUGGUUCCUGAGGUGUACAGUACUUCCAUUGUAUUGUAAGCUUAUAGGGGGAUGUGUACAAGGUUAAGUUCAGCAUGUGUUGUUGAUGAUGAUGUAUCAGAGGAUCCAGAACUCUUCUAUAAAAGCUCUAAGAUGCCUAUGUAAAA
Messenger RNA from Cornus florida, 3490 nucleotides. Its product is annotated as probable glutamyl endopeptidase, chloroplastic. The transcript is spliced from 15 exons. Lineage: Eukaryota; Viridiplantae; Streptophyta; Magnoliopsida; Cornales; Cornaceae. Gene Ontology annotation, biological process: proteolysis. The record is from RefSeq and is a predicted model, not a curated record. Gene Ontology annotation, molecular function: serine-type endopeptidase activity. Bases 20 to 2947 code for a protein of 975 amino acids.